GAAAUUGAGGACAUGUUGGAAGUCGCUGACCUUGAAGAAGCCUUGACCGAGGCUUUCUGCGCACUCGAUAGACUCCCCAGACUUGAAUGCGUCACCGCGAAUUUUUGGCCAACAUUCAUCUCCCAGUCUGGGAAGGAAAUCCGCGAGAGCCCAUUCUGGUUUACGAGUCGGCAGCUCACCGUUAUUCAUUCCAUAUAUCACGCUAUGAAAACAUCCCGCAUGACAUCCCUCUCUCUCAACAAUGUAGUCAUGAUGCCUGUUUCAUGCUAUGACUUCGUCUCUACCCUCACAAACUCGCCCUUGUCCCAUCUUUCGCUCUCUGUCGUGCCAAACGCCGAUAUCAGUGCCUGGUCGGGAUCCAAGGAAAUUAACGGAUCACUUGGCGCACUCCUGCCCCUUUCCAAUCCCACACUCAAGUCGCUCGAGCUACGUAGCCCCCAGGGCCCCUACCACAGCCUGGAAACCAAGCUUUCAUCAUUCCAUUAUCCAUCACUCGAAUCGCUCGUGCUCGAAAAUACCAUCUUUGAUCAGAUGCCCUCUCCUGAUGGCGUCGAAGAGUUUGUCAUCCGCCAAAAGAGUCGCUUGCAUCAUCUGGAGCUGCAAUCAUGCGCAAGCUAUGUAGCAAAUCCGUCAGUCGAUGCCAGGCUGUGGUCAAGCAUCUGGCAACGAUGGGCAGCUGAGCUCACCAGUUUGAGAGAGCUUGUGGUGGACGGCGACAGUGGAUAUGUCGUACUCGAUGCUGAGUGGGGCUACGUCACUUAUAAGCCGAUCAGCACCACAGUGGCUGAGGGCGACUCGUCGAGCUUGCGGAUGUUCCAGGAUGCCAUAGUGUCCGCUUGUCAGGUUGUGGCAUGAACGUGUAGUUGUAUCAUUUACUUGGUCGAACGGUUUGGGUGGUUUCGGACACAUUGUAUAGCAUUUGCAUAGGGCCCUAUCAGGGGCAUUUGAUACCGCGGAGGCAAUUUACAUCAUUGCGCCAGUGAAAAUGUACAUUUGAAGUUUGUUGUUUGUAGUCUGAGCAUCUUUCCCGAGGUCACGGCUCCAUAUCCUCGACUCCCACAGGGCCUCUGUUUCAUCAAAAACGUGGACUCAUCUCCGUUGUAACUUUGUCAAAAAUAUGUAACCUUUCUUUCCUCUUCUGACAAACGAGUUCACGCUCGUGAUAGGCUGCCACGAGCCCGUGCCUUCGGUACUAGUAGGCGGAGCGCAUCACGCUUGGCUAAGUGAUGCCAGGUGAGAGGUUGUACUGCACUUGUCAAAAGACUUGCAUUGCUUUUUCACGACAUCAUUGAAGAGGC
Molecule: messenger RNA, 1298 nt
Organism: Suillus plorans
Lineage: Eukaryota; Fungi; Basidiomycota; Agaricomycetes; Boletales; Suillaceae
Exons: 1
Coding region: 13-855 (280 amino acids)
Source: RefSeq, a predicted model, not a curated record